AUGACUGAAAAUCCUUUAUCAUUUCGAAACUUUUUCGCAAACAAAUCAGAAAGACGCAUUCUGGACUUCGUAAACAGUAUAUCUGAUGCUUCGACGAGAUUUGAAAAGCAUGUUCAGAGAAUGUUCUUGUUAAAAAAUUCUGCCACGGAAACACUGCAACUGAUAUAUACGGCCAUUAACUUUCUCAAGACACAUGGAAACUUAGAAUGUAACUCAGAGCUCGCAAACUACUUAUAUAAUUUAGUCAUAGAAAUGAGUGAAGCAACGGAAGCAGCAAAGUUAUGCUCACAAACUGCAUGGGAAGGACAACUCAAAAGUGUAUCAAUUAAUGCUAUUUUUACGAAAAUUUACAAGCUUUAUUAUGAUAUCAUAUUUACAUGUCAUUUAAUUGACAAGUCGUUUGUAUACAACGUUCUAUAUUUUAUAGCUCAGUACUGUAGCGAUAUGGAUGCAAUCAAACCUUUAGUUGAUAAUACAAAAUUACCAAAUGCUUACUUAGAAAUCGAAUCUCAUUACAGAAGACUUCAGAAAUCAUUAGAUAUCUCAUCACUCACAGUUACAAAGAUUGAACGCGUUUCUGCUGAAAAAUUAAUAAUUUCAGUGACAGAAAAACCUAAAAAUGAGAAUCUUUCUUUAGAAAUCUUCCCUCCUGGAGCAUCUGAUGCACCUUUCCAGCACAAGAACAGUAUUGUUUCACAUAUAGAACAUCCAUCAAUCAUAAAAUACAGAAGUGCAUUACAUUACGCGCCAUACGGUAUUCUCAGUGAAUCCACAGACUUCCCAUCUCUUACUGAGUACCUUUAUUCCGGCCAAACCCUUUCUCCUGACAUUUAUUCGAUCAUUAUUCUUGAAGUUGCCAGAGCUUUCCAAUACAUGCAUGCUCACAGGUUUGUCCAUUGCAGGUUUACUCCGGAUUGCAUAUUAGUUCGUCCAAAUGGACUUCCUUUGAUCACUGGAUUGGAUUAUGUUCAGCGAACAUCAUCAAAGUUAUCAGUUUCCAUACCAUUCUGUGUUUAUUCAGCACCAGAAACGAUCUACGAACCAAUUUUCUUCAAUGAAAAAGUAGAUGUUUAUUCAUUUACCAUUAUUCUUCAUGAAAUACUCACGAACAAGAAACCAUUCUCAGAAGUAGACUCAUACAGCCUUCGCCAGCGAAUUAUGCUUCAAGACAGAAGGCCAUUAGUUCCAAAUCAGUUACCUCUCACAAAAAUACUUUACAAAGGAUGGUCGAGGAAUCCAAACUAUCGUCCAUCAUUCGAUGACCUCGUAAACAUGAUGGUGAAGAACGAAUUCAUUAUUCCUGGAACAAAUUUGGAAAUUUUCAAUUCUCACAUUGAAAGUACAGCAGAAGUCAACGAUUCAGCACUUAAAGGACUUCUAUCUCUUACUCCUCAAUCUCUUCGUGAUAUGUCUAGAGGAGAACUCGAUGAAUAUUGUAUCGAAAUUAUUGUCAACGUUUUAUUGGAAUCCAAUGAUGAAGCAUUAGUCAAAUCCGCCUUAGAAGUCUAUAACCAGCAAAUUUUGACUAAAGAACAGUUCACAAUUUCAGAAUUAGUUACAUUAGUCCAAUUAUCGAGAAAAAUCAGUUCUGUUGAAGAUCUUGUUAACUCGCAAUACAGCAAACUCGAUGACAAAGAAUCAUUCAUCAAGUUACUUUGCGAGAGACUUCCUGGCGAUCUUUCCAUUCCAUUUUUCAUCAAGAAUCUUUUGACAAGCGAAAAGAACGCCGAAUUCAUUCUUUCCUUCUGCGCAAACAAACCAGACAACAUUGCAAAGUCCGUUGCUGAUGCUGUUGCCAUUAAAUUCAGAGAAUCAGACAUUCUCUACAAAUGCGCAAUGAUGAACAACAUUUACUACAGACGCGUUUUCGAAUUGAUCAAUGAUUUGGAACCAGAUCUCGUCAAAAAGUAUUUCAAGUACUUUUCAGAUUUCUUCGCUGCUACACCGAUUUCUUUUGCUCCUGUGAUGUCAAACAUUUAUUUGAAGCUUGGACCAUCAACAAUUGCUGAAAUUGAUGAUAACGGUGUGAUCACGAACAGAUUGGUCAAACACAACUUCGCUUCAACUGUUCUUGCAUUGAUGACUGAGAUUAAAUUCACAAAGAUUGUUAUUACUUAUGUAAUUCCAAUGCAUUACGAUAAGAAACCUCUUGAAACAUUGAGAAUGAUUGCUGAAGCAGAUAAAAUUGCUCCAUUACGUGAUAUGCUGUAUAAAUUUGAUGUUUUGACAGUUAUCUACAACUGUAUUAAUCAAGGACAUUAUGAAUACACAGGAGCAGUUAUAUUGGGACUUCAUAUUCCUAAAGGAAAAUUCUUGGAGAGAAUGGAUAUUCCUAAUGUUGUUUUGAACUUGUUCUCUGUUGUUGAAGAUGUUUUUUCUGUUUCUUCUUUACUUUCUAUUUUGAUUCCAUUCGCAGAAGUUGGUUUCGAAGACAUGCAUUUAGUUCCUGAUGUUGUUUGCAGACUCAUCAAAUCUAAUGAAACAGUAAUUGCUGCAAGAGCUUUACUUAUUUCAUGCGUUUUGAGCGAAUCAAGAAGAUACGCAAAAGCAAUUUAUAAUCCUGACACUGUUUCAGCGAUUUUGAGAUUUGCUAAUUGCGGAGAUCCUAAUUUCGAAUACUUGUCAAUAAGAAUGAUUUGCACACUUGCACCUUUCAUAACAGAUAAUGAUGAUGUUCCAGAAUUGAUUGAUGUCUUGUCUAAGAGAUGCAAAGAUGAACCAAUUACUGAAAUCAUUUUCUCAAUUUUCUCAAGAAUGGAAUCAAAAUACAGACUCAAUGCAGCUGAAGUACUUGCUCCAAUUGCUCAGAAAUACUCAGGAAACAAUAAGAUUAAGGAGCUACUCAAAGCUAUUAAAAAUGAUGAUAGUCAGUAA
Messenger RNA from Trichomonas vaginalis G3, 2874 nucleotides. RefSeq names its product protein kinase protein. Gene Ontology annotation, cellular component: cytoplasm. The transcript has a single exon. Gene Ontology annotation, biological process: protein phosphorylation; signal transduction. NCBI's taxonomy places the organism in Eukaryota, Parabasalia, Trichomonadida, Trichomonadidae. The record is from RefSeq and is a predicted model, not a curated record. Gene Ontology annotation, molecular function: ATP binding; protein kinase activity. Bases 1 to 2874 code for a protein of 957 amino acids.